This is a messenger RNA of Phytomonas sp. EM1, 4917 nucleotides long. NCBI's taxonomy places the organism in Eukaryota, Euglenozoa, Kinetoplastea, Trypanosomatida, Trypanosomatidae. The record is from the annotation of a GenBank genome assembly.
AUGAUUCCUACAGUUGUAGUAUAUGUUGUGGUGCUCUUCUUACUGUCCUGUGGUAGUGAAGCUUCACGCAUUUCUCAGGGGUUUGAUCGUCCUACUGUUAGAAGACAUGUGGAAAAUUUUCGUGACAAUGCAGGCUUAUUUCCUGACGAUGAUUCCCCUCUCACUUCCUCAAGGCGACACUUCAUCACCCUCCAGGAAUGGCUGUACCUCCCAGAGUCUCAAGAAAUAUCGAAAACUUUGCAUCACUCGCAAAUCGAAGAAAGAAAGGGCACGGGCUCAGGGGACAAAGGGAAGACCUAUUUCUCAGGUUUUACUCGUCCUGAAAUUUUUGGAAGGGAGUUUCCACAACUAUAUAAAGCCGAUUCUUGCGGCAGAUACGUUGUGAUAGAACACCAACAUCCCAAAUCUUUACUAAAUGACAUCGAGGAACAGAUGCAAAAAGGCGAUGCUGUAGGCCAAAACGUGCCUCUUCGGUUUCAGAAGCGUCCUCGGAUUCAGGCGGACACACUUUCUGUUCUAAGACAUAGUGAACUUGAGGUUCACGUCAUCGACUCGAGACACGUUUUAGCGUACCUACCUACUGGCGACGAAAGCGAUAUCGCUGACGCGUUAGCAUCACAACCCAUAACCCUCAGGGAUUCCUUAGGAGAGUGGAAAGUAAUUGACGUGUACGGCGGGAAGGGCAGUGUAAAUUCAAGAGCUGAGUUGUUUCUUUUCAAGAUCUCUAGACCUUUAAAGGAGCUCUUGACCGCUGCCCAAGACUGUAAUAGCGAAAACUGCGACGUGUUUGCUUCACAAGCGAGGAAACUCUCGAUACGAAUAUCCUCUCUGUAUCCAUCUUCUAUUCCUUCCCAAUCCAUGCAAGAACUACGUAUUAUCGUUUCCACUGCUCGUGGCCAGUCCCAACGGGUUGCUGCAGAUCUCUCUCGUAUUAGUUCAAUUCAAGAUGUCGACUAUAAGGGUAUUGAAAGCGACGUUGUUAGAGCAGAGCCAUUUACGCCCCCUGGUGCUCUAGACAGCAAUACUUGUAGAUUUUCGGUUGCAGUACCAACAGGUUUUCUCGGUGAAACAGGGGGGAUUGUGCAGGUGAAUCUUACGUUUCCUCUGCUAGAUGUAGCGGCACAAAAUAAUUCAUAUAACCUCACAUCCGAUGUACUGAAGUAUGCACGUACCUGCGUGCUUAAGGUCUUGAAAAUUGCUUACCAUCCUUCUGUGCGUUGGCUCGAGACGAGCCCUCCGCGCGUGGAGUUGCUUAAUGACCAUGCCACUCAAAUUAUUCAAAGCGGCUACACUGGUCGUGUGAACUUGAGCCUGGCAACUCCGCUUUUGGAUGCAGGACUGAAUGGUACUGGGGAGAUAGUUGCCAUUUAUGAUACUGGUGUGAAUGUCGAAAGUUGCUACUUUCACGACCCAAAACAGCCAGUCGCACACUACCCAGACGUGAAUCUCAAUCACCGGAAGAUUAUUUCGUAUCAUGCGUUUCACGUACCUGGAACGAAGCAUGACGACUAUUAUGAUGGUCCAGAUGGCCACGGCACCCAUGUUGCAGGCAGUGCCGUGGGCUCCGUGUUCUUUGAUUCUCAUACCACUCGAAAUUAUCCAGAGGACAUGAUGCAAUUUUCGCGCUAUAACGGAGUAGCACCAGGGGCCAAGCUUUUUUUCCGUGAUUUGGCUUCCAACACCUCAAGAAUUUUGAGUAUUGACCCUGACUGUCAUAAAUUAUUUUAUUCUGGGUAUAAAAGCGGGGCUCGAAUCUUCUCCAACUCGUGGGGAUAUGCAGGCAGUACGGAGUAUUCCUUGGAAGAAAAGCUGAUGGAUGCCUACAUCUAUGAAUACAAAGAUGCUUUAUUUUUGUUUUCAACUGGCAACCUAGCAUCUCAUAUUAUUUACAGACCCGCUACUUGUAAAAACGUUCUAUCAGUCGGCGCCCAUUAUAAUUCGUUCGACCCUAUAUAUCAAGACAUAAUACCAAAUUAUUCUUUCGGUCCGACAUACGACAACCGGCAGAAGCCAGACUUAGUCGGUCCGGGGGGUUUGAGAGUGAUAUCAGCCAGAUCAAAUUCCAAAUGCGGUACUAUAAUUAAGUCAGGGACUUCUAUGGCUACUGGAUUAGUGGCGGGGGCGGCGGCUCUUGUACGUGAGUACCUGCGCACGCGGCUUGCCAACAACAUGCCCUCUGCCUCAUUGAUGAAGGCUCUGAUGAUUCAUAGUACUGCUUUCUUGAUCCAGCGACAAAGAAGUGGUUUUGGACGUCUAGAUCUUUCUAUUGCGUUUGGCAAUCAUCGUCUUCGUACGAAGAGCACCAUUGCCAGGGUAGUGGCGGCGCAGCCACAGCUGUGGAUGGUAGAGAGAAAGGCAAUUUCGGAUAGGGAGACACACAUGUACUGUUUCUCUGCUAUCGAUCCCAUCACACUUAAAAGUGUAUUCAGUUCUGAUGAUGCAAUUGCAGCUGAUUUGAAUCCUGAAACAAUAAUACUGAAGGCUACCUUAGUGUGGACAGAUAUCGCGCUCGCACUGGAAGGCUCGAAGCGUAGUUUAGUGCAUGAUCUUGACCUUGCCGUUGUCGACUAUGCGGGCAAAAUAUAUUAUUCCAAUACAGAUCAGCCCGAGGAGAAGUUUUUGGAUCGUGCAAAUAAUGUGGAGCAGGUGCGGAUUGAGCUGACGGAAAACCUUUCUACCAGCUUUCGCGUACUAGUCUACGGCAGCGAAAUUCGUGGUAGCCAAUUCCAAGAGUACUCUCUUGUCGUCUCCGCUCCUGGCUUAAGAGCAAAAGCAAACUGCGCAGCUGAGUUUGCGCGUCUGGAGCAGAGUAACACGCAUGUGCGAUGCCCUGGUAACUGUAGCGGCACCAACGGUGCAAUGUGUCUUCCCGACAGCCGGCAGUGUGAGUGUUCCCAAAACUACUACUACUACGACUGUUCUUUGUGUGAUGGAAUGACUUACUGCAAUGGCCACGGUGUCUGCAAUUCUGAGACAAUGACCUGUACUUGCUUCCCUGGUACACAUUUUUCGGAUCCUCACUGCAGUGUUUGUUCGGAAGGCUGGUAUGGACCGAGAUGUGAUUUUAACUGUCGUUGCAUGAAUAACGCCACAUGUGAUAAGUCUUUAGGGGUGUGCAAAUGUCCACAAGAUCGCACAUACGGCGGCGGUGGUUGCUACGCGGGACGGUACUGUGACCACUGCUGUCGCGGUUUCGCUGGCAAACACUGCAAUGAACUAAGCUACUGGUGCGAUGAGAGAGGUUCCAUGGUAGAAGUGAAUGAUACGAGAGGUGGGUACAUUCAGGUCACUGGAUUGAAUUACUAUUCUACCAUUAUGAGAUGUAAAUGGUUCAUUAAGGCACCGCUGGGAAGUCGAAUCUUACUUAAUUACAUUGAGUUCAAACUCAUGGACGAACAAAAUACCCUGUUUCUAUACGAUCCAAUGUCUGAAAAAGGCCUGGACGCCCCUUUGCGCGCUGAUAAGGGGAUUUUAGACAAUCAGGUAGAAGUAAAGUCGAUCGGAAAUACCUUGUAUCUUGUGCUUCUCCAGCCUAUGACCGUUUCGGAGGACGGUUUUCUUCUUCGUUAUAGAUUUUUCCCUCAGACGGGUUGCGAGGUCGGCUGCAAGACCUCACUCAAUCUGCCUAAGGAUGCCCCACCAAUUCUGACGUGUGGUAGUAUGCUGAGACUUUUAGAUUGGUGUAUUUGCGUUCCUCCUCGAGUGGGAUGGAACUGCAACACCACUAGAGUCAACUCGAACUCCCUGGUCAACAGCAGCGAGGUUGUAAGACAACAAUCGCGUCCCCGAUUCAGUUUCCUUAGUUCUGAAACGCUUCUGGUAUUGGAUACGUUACCAUUUGAAGAGACAUUACGUGGCAUGAUCAGCGUGGGAUCCAACAGAGGUACAGGAAAGGGCGGGAUAUGGGAUAAUAAAGCGGACCCCGUCUCUGACUCUGAGUGGGCUUUUCGGACGAUACCCAUGGAGGGUAUCACUCACAUGCCAUUAGUAGUAAACGGCUACUCACUACUGCGCGUGUGUGCACCUAUUAGCACGAGCUCCACAUCUCUGUCAGAUGUGAACAGUAAAGGGCUCACUGGGUUUGUGAAUCUUACGCUUAUUCCUAUUAACAGCACGUGGAUGUAUGGGGUACAUGGACUUAAACUAGGUCUUGCGCAAGUGCAUGAACUGGAUUCUGAUUUCUUGUUCAGCAAUUUUUCCAAGAUGCAGUUGUUAGACCUUUACACAUGCUGGAACAAAUGGGCUUUAUCCAUGCUAGUUCCAUUCAAUGUGAACACUUUGGAGGGCGACAAGGAGGGAGGGUUGUGGGUCAUUACAGAGCUACUUGUUACGCUUUUGUGGAACGCCAGUGUACCUGUUACGUGGCAACAUAAAAAGCAUCUGACUGCGGAUGUGUUAGUGCUAUCGAAUGCGCUCAGCUACAACACAUCGUCGAUGGGGGCAAAUUCCUCUGAGUUUGCUCAUGCUAAUGAAUCUGAUAGAUUUGUUCACUACGACAAAGCUCAGUCCGUGGUGGAGGUGGAUUUUCAACUCACUUGCGGUCCCCCUCAGGGCCUCAACGUGGGACCGGGACGCCUAUUGAGUCAAUCUUGCAUAGAAAAAGUGAACAAAUUUAUAUACGUACGCCAUAAUUAUCUGACUACAGUGCAGGUUGUCUUGCUUAUCAUUUUUUGCUUCGUAUGUGUGACAGGAAUCACCUUGUACAAAAACAUUCAUGCAGGGUUGGUUUGGGCGCCUGGGGUUGAAUUUUGCGUUAUAGGUAAUAACGACGAAAAUAGCACACCGAAUCAAGCUGGUGAGGAAUUUGUCGUAUCAACAACUGAUAAUAUGAAUUUGGUUGAUGACAACAAAAUCGUGAUCAGUAAAGUGAGCGAAUCACUUCAAACAUCAUCAAUGCAGCGAGAGGAAGGCUCCUAA